AGUGUCGUGUGAGCUGAUUAAGACGCUCAGCUGACGUCUUUGAAGGCACAUUCUGUGACUCCUCAACAUAUCCUCGCCUGAGACAACAACCCAGACCCUGAUCAGGACCAGGACCAAAUGGCUGCUUCUCAGGGACAGUUGUCCUUCAGAGAUGUGGCCAUAGAUUUCUCUCAGGAGGAGUGGGAAUGCCUGGAUCCAGUUCAACAGAAAUUGUACCUGGAUGUGAUGUUAGAGAACUACAGCAACCUGGUCUCCCUGGCUACCUUAUCUGAAGACAAACAGGCCAUGCUACAAAAGGCAGAAAUGGAAGAUUUAUUCCCUAAAAUAAUACUGAGAGAGCAUACUGGAAAGAAGCGUUAUAAAUGUGGAGAAUGUGGCAAAGGAUUCAGUAAUACCUCAAGUUUUAAUCGCCAUCAGAGAGUUCAUACUGGAGAAAAGCCCCAUAAAUGUAGAGAAUGUGGCAAAGCCUUCCGUACCGCAACAAACCUUACUUGUCAUCAGAGAGUUCAUACUGGAGAGAAGCCCUACAAAUGUAGAGAAUGUGGCAAAGCCUUUAGCAGGUCCUCAUCUCUUACUUAUCAUCAGAGAGUUCAUACUGGAGAGAAGCCUUUUAAAUGUGCUGAUUGUGGCAAAACUUUCCGUGUAGCAUCAGACCUUACUUAUCAUCAGAAAGUUCAUACUGUAGACAAUCCUUAUAAAUGUGAAGAAUGUGGCAAAGCCUUCCGUGGGCAAACAGACCUUACUUACCAUCAGAGAAUUCACACUGGAGAGAAGCCUUAUAAAUGUGAAGAAUGUGGCAAAGCCUUCCGUGGACAAACAAACCUUACUUAUCAUCAGAGAGUUCACACUGGAGAGAAGCCCUACAAAUGUAGAGAAUGUGGCAAAGCCUUUAGCAAGUCCUCAACCCUUACAUAUCAUCAGAGGGUUCAUACUGGAGAGAAACCUUACAAAUGUGGCAAAUGUGGCAAAGCCUUUAGCAGGUCCUCAUCUCUUACUUCUCAUCAGAGACUUCAUACUGGAGAGAAGCCUUUUAAAUGUGCAGAUUGUGGCAAAACUUUCCGUGUAGCAUCAUCCCUUACUUAUCAUCAGAAAGUUCAUACUGGACAGAAGCCUUAUAAAUGUAAAGACUGUGGCAAAGCCUUCAGUGGGCCAACAAACCUUACUUAUCAUCUGAGAGUUCAUACUGGAGAGAAGCCCUACAAAUGUAGAGAAUGUGGCAAAGCCUUCAGUGUGCCAAGAAAUCUUACUUAUCAUCAGAGAGUUCAUACUGGAGAGAAGCCCUACAAAUGUAGAGAAUGUGGCAAAGCCUUUAGCAGGUCCUCAACCCUUAUAUCAUCAGAGAGUUCAUACUGGAGAGAAACCUUAUAAAUGUGGCCAAUGUGGCAAAGCCUUCAGGAGGUCCUCAAGGUAUAGAGUUCAUCAGAGUAUUCAUAGUGUUGGGAAGCCUUAUAAAUGUAAAGAAUGUGGCAAAGCUUUCAGGGGGGCAACAAA
Messenger RNA from Myotis lucifugus (little brown bat), 1491 nucleotides. Its product is annotated as zinc finger protein 571-like. Lineage: Eukaryota; Metazoa; Chordata; Mammalia; Chiroptera; Vespertilionidae. The record is from RefSeq and is a predicted model, not a curated record. Gene Ontology annotation, biological process: regulation of DNA-templated transcription. Gene Ontology annotation, cellular component: nucleus.